Messenger RNA from Neohortaea acidophila, 696 nucleotides. RefSeq names its product mitochondrial superoxide dismutase [Mn]. Lineage: Eukaryota; Fungi; Ascomycota; Dothideomycetes; Mycosphaerellales; Teratosphaeriaceae. Gene Ontology annotation, cellular component: mitochondrion. The record is from RefSeq and is a predicted model, not a curated record. Gene Ontology annotation, biological process: superoxide metabolic process. Bases 1 to 696 code for a protein of 231 amino acids. The transcript is spliced from 2 exons. Gene Ontology annotation, molecular function: superoxide dismutase activity; metal ion binding.
AUGUCCAACACCCUCCUCAAGAGCAGCGCCCUGCGCUCCGCCCUGCGCACCACCGCCUCCGCCAGCACCAGGCGCGCGGCCCUGGCCAGCACCACCUUUGUCCGCAACAAGGCCACCCUGCCCGACCUGCCCUACGACUACGGCGCCCUCGAGCCCGCCAUCUCGGGCAAAAUCAUGGAGCUGCAUCACGACAAGCACCACCGCACGUACGUCAACAGCUACAACACGGCGGAAGCCAAGAUGCAAGAGCUGCAAGCGAGCGGCGACAUCGCGGGCCAGAUCGCGCAGCAGCCGCUGAUCAACUUCCACGGCGGCGGCCACACGAACCACACCCUCUUCUGGGAGAAUCUGGCGCCCAAGUCGGCGGGCGGCGGGGAGCCGCCGUCGGGCGCGCUGGGCAAGGCGAUCGAUACUUCGUUUGGGAGUCUGGAUGCGCUGAAGGAGAAGUUCAAUGCGGCGCUUGCGGGCAUUCAGGGCUCCGGGUGGGCGUGGCUGGUGCAGGAUGUGCAGACGGGGCAUAUCGGCAUCAAGACGUAUGCGAAUCAGGAUGCCGUGGUGGGGCAGUUCCGGCCGCUGUUGGGCAUUGAUGCGUGGGAGCAUGCGUAUUACUUGCAGUAUCAGAACCGGAAGGCCGAGUAUUUCUCUGCCGUGUGGGAUGUGGUCAACUGGAAGGCGGCGGAGAAGAGGUUCAAGUGA